Messenger RNA from Neodiprion fabricii, 1713 nucleotides. RefSeq names its product galactose mutarotase-like. Gene Ontology annotation, biological process: beta-D-galactose catabolic process via UDP-galactose, Leloir pathway; glucose metabolic process. Bases 592 to 1713 code for a protein of 373 amino acids. The record is from RefSeq and is a predicted model, not a curated record. Lineage: Eukaryota; Metazoa; Arthropoda; Insecta; Hymenoptera; Diprionidae. The transcript has 6 exons. Gene Ontology annotation, molecular function: aldose 1-epimerase activity; carbohydrate binding.
CUUCCAAAAACAAUAUUUAUCACACCUAUGACACAUUCUAUUGUAGUAUAUGGACGCAAACGUAAAAUAAAAUAGAAACUACAUUUUUCAAAAGGUAUGUGGUAUGUUCUCGUGACAUGGUCCUAACAAAAACAAGUGUUAAUCGAAAUCGCAUUCGACUCAUUCGGAAUCUCGCUAUCGCCACAGUAAAGAAAUGACGUUUUGGCGACAUGCAUAACUCUGUGAUUUCAAAAUUCUCGUUAUUGCAUGAGGGAAUGUCACUGCAUGAAAUAAUGUAAAAGAAAGUCGUUUCGAUGUUAUAAUAUUCGUUUAAAUUAACAAGUUUCUGAAACACACUUAAAAUCCAAUGUAAUAAUACAUUUACAAUACUAAUAAAAUACAUCAGUGAAAUGUCCACUGAAAAUACAUUCAUAAAGGAGGAUGGUUUCGGUUUUGUGCGGAGUUCUGAUAACGGCGCGGUAAAUCGUGACUGUUACGAAAUUGUCCGACGGUAGGUCGAUCGAAAUCUAAGAACAUUCGAUCACAUUCGUUCGGUUAUCAAUCCAACCUAUAUAUAAUAUAUACCGGUGUGAUGCGAUUUUUAGGUAUACCAUGACAAACAAGGGGAAUUCUUCGGUUCGAUUGAUUACCUGGGGUGCGGCCGUACAGUCCGUAAAAGUGCCAAAUGAUAAAGGAAUAUUUGGGGACGUCGUCCUUGGGUACGAUACCAUAGAAGGUACAUUCCCCGUCGUCACUGUAUUUGUGAACGUAUCUAGAUUUUUGUACUUUGGCAAUAUCAUCGGGUGCCUGACCAAUCAUGUAUCAUCGGAUAUUAAUGUCGUCAAUACCAACGCUUGUGGAUAUCGGUCGAUCGACAAUUACACCAAGGGAGACGUUCGUGCUUUCGACGAUGUCAAUUGGGAGUCUUGCAUAGUUGGCAAACAGGUGGUAAUGAGCAAUCUGAGCUACGCGAACGUCGAAGGCUGGCGAGGCAAAAUGCUUACGCAGGUAAAGUUCGCCUGGACGGACGAGAAUCAGCUCCACGUAAAUAUCCGGGCGAGUUCGACGGAGCCGACACCAGUGAACAUCACCACCCGCUGCCUCUUCAAUCUUGCUGGUCACGGCACCGGAGCGAGUGAGCUGAGGAACCAUGUCGUGACCGUGAACGCCGGGAGAUGGACGUUCAUGGAUGUCAGGGACAAAAUACCAACCGGUGCCAUUCGAUCGGUGGAUUCGACGAUCUAUGAUCUACGGUUUCCAACCCAGCUCACCAAGCAAAGACUCCGCCAGGUACCCGGGGGUGGUUACGAUCACAACCUCUGCGUCAACGCUCCGAGCUGUUGGUGCUACCGAUUUCACGCUAGAUUAUUGCAUCCUGGCUCGGGGAGAUUCAUGGAAGUCUAUUCGAAUCAACCCGGAUUACACAUUUAUACUGGCAACGAUUUUCCGGAACCCGGACAAUCCCAUUUGCCGGAUAUUAAAGACUGUUGUUGGGGUGAAUGCGGAGACCGAACGAAUAGCAACGAAAGUUUGCCUGAGACGGUAGUGAAGCGGGAGAAAGAAACACCGGGUAAAGAUGGGAUCCUGUAUCGCAGGCACGGAGGCCUUAUGCUUUCACCUCAGAAUUAUCCGAACGCUGUUAACACUCCGGGGUUUCCAUCGUGCAUCCUCUAUCCAGGAAAAGUCUACGCCCACGACAUGACCUACAAAUUUGGGGUGCUUCGUAAAAUUUGA